AGGAACGGAAGCCGGGAGGGAACUAGGGCGGAAGGGAACCAGGGCCGGGCUUGUGUUCGGAGCCUUGGCGGGGCAGGGGUUCCGAUGUGGUCCCCGGAGCGGGAGGCCGAGGCCCCGGCCGGGGGAGACCCGGCGGGCCUACUGCCCCCCGAGUGGGAGGAGGAUGAGGAACGCAUGUCUUUCCUGUUCUCCGCCUUCAAAAGGAGUCGCGAGGUGAACAGCACCGACUGGGACAGCAAGAUGGGCUUCUGGGCUCCGUUGGUGCUGAGCCACAGCCGCCGCCAGGGGGUGGUGCGCCUGCGUCUGCGGGACUUGCAGGAGGCCUUUCAGCGCAAGGGCAGUGUCCCCCUGGGGCUGGCCACCGUGCUGCAGGACCUACUACGUCGAGGGGAGCUGCAGCGGGAGUCAGACUUCAUGGCCAGUGUAGACAGCAGCUGGAUCUCCUGGGGGGUUGGAGUCUUCCUGCUGAAGCCCCUCAAGUGGACUCUUUCCAACAUGCUAGGGGAUAAUAAAGUUCCUGCCGAGGAGGUGCUCGUAGCUGUGGAGCUGCUUAAGGAGAAGGCUGAGGAGGUGUAUCGUCUGUAUCAGAACUCCCCUCUCUCCUCCCAUCCUGUGGUGGCCCUGUCAGAGCUGAGCACCCUCUGUGCGGGCUCCUGUCCAGACGAGAGGACCUUCUACUUGGUGUUGCUGCAGCUGCAGAAAGAGAAGAGAGUCACAGUUCUCGAGCAGAAUGGGGAAAAGAUUGUGAAGUUUGCCCGAGGGCCACAUGCCAAGGUCUCUCCUGUCAACGACGUAGAUGUUGGGGUAUACCAGCUGAUGCAGAGUGAACAGCUGCUCUCGCGCAAAGUGGAGUCCUUGUCCCAGGAAGCAGAGAGGUGUAAAGAAGAAGCCCGCCGGGCAUGCCGAGCAGGAAAGAAGCAGCUGGCACUGAGGUCUCUCAAGGCCAAGCAACGGACAGAGAAGCGCAUCGAGGCCCUGCAUGCCAAACUGGACACUGUUCAAGGCAUCCUGGACCGGAUCUAUGCCUCGCAGACAGACCAGAUGGUUUUCAAUGCUUAUCAGGCCGGGGUAGGAGCACUAAAACUCUCCAUGAAGGAUGUCACAGUGGAGAAGGCAGAGAGCCUUGUGGAUCAGAUCCAAGAGCUGUGUGACACCCAGGAUGAAGUUUCUCAGACUCUGGCUAGCGGGGUGACCAAUGGCUUAGAUUUUGACAGUGAGGAACUGGAGAAGGAACUGGACAUCCUUCUUCGGGAUACCACCAAAGAACCUUUGGAUCUGCCUGAAAACCCCCCUGAGACAUUUUAUACCAACAGUGUGCCUAACCCUAGGAUCUCAGACGCUGAACUUGAAGCUGAACUUGAGAAACUGUCCUUAUCAGAGGGAGGUUUGGUCCCAAGCAGUAAAUCUCCAAAAAGGCAAUUGGAACCGACUCUCUAAAGCCAUUCUAGGACCCUCAAGUGAAGGACCCUCGUGUAAAAGAGAGACCAGGCUUGUGUGUGUGUGUACAUAGUUAUUUAAAUGAGAAACUCUCAGAAUUUGUUGGGAAGAGGAGGAAGGAGAGCUACUCUGAUUUAUCUUGGAUGCUACCACUCACCACAGGACAGAUGUCAUUUCUGGGAGCGUGCUCGCAAGGCGUGCUCCCAGCUGGUGUCAUGGACCUGCCUUCUCAUCUUUAUAGUGCCACAAUUUAUACGGUUCCGUGUUUGACCUGUCGUCUCUCAUAGCCUGCAGUUCUUGCCAUUGGCUCAGUUAGGUUUGUCUUCACCCGCCAGCUUUGUUCCAGCCAAUGAAGGUGAAAGAGUUGCAGCUUUGCCAAAUCAAAACCAUUCCCUUCUCCCCACCCCACUGCUUUUUCCCGAGGACUUUAUUCUGUCUGUAAGGUCAAGUAAACAACUUGUUCCAGUCCUACUCUGUUUUCGUUGGUAACUCAAGGAAGGAGAAUCAAACAGCUGCCAUGUUAUGGAGGAAUGUACAGUGUGAAAGGUUGUUCUGUGGGGUCACUGGCCAGAUUCUCCA
Messenger RNA from Mirounga angustirostris (Northern elephant seal), 2016 nucleotides. RefSeq names its product charged multivesicular body protein 7 (gene CHMP7). Gene Ontology annotation, cellular component: multivesicular body; ESCRT III complex. Lineage: Eukaryota; Metazoa; Chordata; Mammalia; Carnivora; Phocidae. The transcript is spliced from 10 exons. Gene Ontology annotation, biological process: vesicle budding from membrane; late endosome to vacuole transport via multivesicular body sorting pathway. Bases 85 to 1437 code for a protein of 450 amino acids. The record is from RefSeq and is a predicted model, not a curated record.